AUGACGACUCCCGCCAACAGCAGGGAGACGCGGGCCACUGCGAUUUCAGAAAUUCACUGGCCCGCCGCGAGGGGGCGCUGCAGGACGCAAAGAGCGCUGCUCCCCCGCCGCGCACCAAGGCAGCAGCGAGGGGCCGCCAGGGCCUUUCCAGACGCCCAGGGUUUGGGAACCGCGUUCCUGGCGGGUUUGAGUUUCGGGGCGUCGCGCAGCCCCAGGGAAAAGUCGCUGAGGCUUAUCGCGUCACCUUUGUGCAGCUUCAACCUAAGAAAUGUGGAAGAAAUCAAAUCUAGUGAAUUAGCUCUUAAAAGGCAGAUGAAGAGAGCGCGCGACCACUGCCAACGGCGCACAAAGCUCCCUUCGCUGCUCCACACAGCCGGCAGAGGACGCCAGACCAGGGGCAAGGGACCCACCAGCGACCCUGACUCGCGGGCGCCGCUUCCGCAGGGAGACCGGCGCUCCGGGUCCGCAGAGACCAGGCCGGGUGGCGCGGGGCGUGGGUUCCGCGGGCCGCCUCCGCAGCAAGUCAAGGCCGCCUUUCACCGCUCUGACUGCAGCGCUACCGCCGCCUCCGCCGAGAUCGUUCUCUUAGGGAACAUUGCAGCGAGGCCGUUUUACCAAUGUGCCGGUGUACUGAGGGAACGAGCUGACGGUUCAAAAUCAGAUCGUGCGGUAGUCUGUGUUACAGAUUCGGGGCCGCUCCAGCAGAGAAAAACCCAGAUUCAGAGGAAGGGCCAAGUCAUGCACCAUCGGGACGGAGUCUGCAAAGCGCUGUCCACCUUUCAGUGGACAGGGGCACCCCGGGGAAAAGGAAAAUGUGUGCCCCUAUGUAGGCGAUUUUAUUAAGUUUUAAUGGUUAUUUUUUCCUACAACAAAACAGUUGAAAACUAAAAACUAUUAAAACACAUUAUUUUAAGUUUAAAUAUUGGGCCAAAACCAGACUUACUUUUUUUCGGUAAGUUUCUGAUUUUAAUGUAAGCAAACAUCAGUAUACUUUCAAAGUUACUUUUCUGCUGAUCUCCUUUUUAAUUAAGAGCAUUACCAUGUUUGGCAAUAUCUCAUGAACCAAUAACUAUCUUCAUUAAUUUCACCUUAUAGGAACGUUUUAAUCUCAUUUAUUUUAAGCAAGGGCUUUCUAUGAAGCAUUCAGCUUUACAUGCUGUAUAAUCAUGGUUUUCACUGGAGAAUUUAACGUUUUCCACUUGGUGCAAAAUGUCAUCUCACGUAGAUAAAUUGCAUAAAAAUGUGUAACCUGUUUGCAUUAAGAUGCUUUCCAUUUCAGCAUAAUGUAGGUUUGCAAUUGAUACCAUUUACUACUUAAUACGUAUCUUAUGUGCCAAUAAAUUGAUUUUGAUUUUUAUGUUCCUAGAUAUCCAUAAAUGUUUUAAAUGUAGGUGCUUAAUACAGACAUAAUUUCUCAUCUGCUAGUUGAAUUCAAAAAUGUAUAUAUACUCUUUGUACAAUACUUUUAAAAGUUUAUCUUAAUUCACAAAUGCAGAAUUUUACAUAAGAUUUUGAUCUGAGUAAGGCACAAAUGUGACAUAAUCAUUUGGUUGGGAAAUAAUGGCUUUAUCCCUUAGUUUAUACCUGCCACCAUUGCCCCAUUAUCAUAUACUUGGCUAGUGUCAUUUUUAUGUUCAGAUCAUUUUCUAGUUUAACAAUUUCACAAACUAGAUAUAUCAAAAUUUUUCUUUUAUUAAAAAAAUGCUAAUAAAGCAAUUGUUAACAUCAUUCUUGAUGUGAACAUAAUUGGCUCUAUAUAUUGUAUAAUCAAAAAAUAUUUUGU
Saimiri boliviensis boliviensis (Bolivian squirrel monkey) is the source of this 1783-nucleotide messenger RNA. NCBI's taxonomy places the organism in Eukaryota, Metazoa, Chordata, Mammalia, Primates, Cebidae. The record is from RefSeq and is a predicted model, not a curated record.